CAUUUAAGUAUGAGCUAGGGACCUAAUUGUGAGAAAAUAAUAUUGUUGAGCUUAAUCAUAAAGUUUUCAAACUUGAGGGACUUAAAAGAGAAAAGAAUUAGGAUAAGGAUCACCUGAUUUUUUUUCCUUCUUUCUUUCUUCCUCAGCCGCGUGUUUCUGCUCUUCUUCUUCUCCCCUAAAGCCGAACAAGAAGCCAAGCCCGACAACACCCACCCCUUGAGAAACGGUAAAAAGCUUGAUUUCUUUCCCUUCUUUUCUUGUUCAAGAACAAGAUUUAGAACUUAGAAAUCUUCCCCUCUGUAGCAAAUUUCCAGAUCUGCCUUGUUCUGUCCCCUCCGUCUGUUGCUCUGCUGUGUGAGUGUGAUUUUUUCAAGUUUCUGGUAAGGGAAACAACCACUAAUUCCUCUUUUCUCCUUUGAUUUGGCUUGGGUUUACUCUAAUUUCUUUUGGUUUCUCCCAAUUUCCGGUAGAUCCCCAAAAUUUCUCCUGCACUUUCCCCCGGCUUCCCCCAACCCGCCAGCUCUGGUUUGCUUGCUGAAUUUUCUGGUUUUUGGUCCCAGAAGUGGAAACUUGCCAGGAAAUUCUAAUUUGGGGCACUUGAUUAAUAGUCUAUGAACCUUCUAUGUGGUUAUAGAUGGCUCCAAAAUGGCAUGGGUGCUCGAGGGGUGGCCAUAAGGAUCAAGGCACUCCUCCAAUACCAACUGCUAGCCCCUCUGCCCAAGCUGCUCCUCAAGAGGGAGGGAUGAGUAACCCUCAAAUGGUCAUUUUUGUUCAGGCAUUUAUGGCAAAGAUGAGAUGCCAAGUAUCUUCUACCGCGAGUGUGCCACCUCAAUCCCUAGUGGUUUCCACUCCUACGGCCCCUGCUCCUAUUUUUCCUGCUCUUAUAUCUUCUGCUCCUGCUGUGCCUAGCUGGAAGGUGGGGUCAUGGAUUACUGAGGUGGAGAGGGGAUUUCGCCUACUGAAGAUCUUUGAUGACCUUAAGGUCGAUGUGGGCAGUUAUAUGCUUACAGGUGAAGCAUUGACUUGGUGGGAGAGUUACUUGAAGCUACACCAAGGAGAGCCUGAAUUGAGCACCUGGGAUGAGCAGUACAAGAAGAAGUUUGACCGCUAUCUGCCUUUUGUGGGUAGUCAAGUUGGGGAUGAGCAAGCCAAAACUGAUAGAUUUUUAUGGGGCUUGAAUCUUGACAUUUAUCUCGUGGUGAAUCAAUUCAAACCCGCCACUUAUAAAGAGGCGGUGGAUAGAGCCAUAGAUCAGGAGAAGGCUAUGGCUAGAGUCAAGACACCAGAUCCGCAUCAGCAGCCCAGCGUACUCAUCCUGCUCCACCUAUUUGCCCCACUUGUGGAAGAGUUGGGCACACUCGCAACCAAUGUCACAUUAAUACUGGGGCUUGCUUCAGAUGGGACACAGAAACAGAAUGUCGGGGUUAAGAUAAGAGCCCAACAGGCGAGAGUGCACGUGAUGACUCACAAGGAAGUUGCGGCUACCGACGUAAUCACGAGUACUUUACCUAUCAAUUCUGAUUAUGCAUAUGUUUUAUUUGAUUCAGAUAGGAAGAUUGAAUUUGCUAUUGAUCUUGUUCCUGGCACCGGAUCUAUUUCCAAAGCCUCGUACCGUAUGGCCCCUGUGGAGUUGAAGGAAUUAAAGCUUAAGGGUGCCCAAGUGUUUUCUAAGAUUGAUCUCCGAUCUGGCUACCAUCAGCUGAAGAUUAAACCUGAUGAUGUGCCAAAGACUGCUUUCCGUACCCGCUGUGGUCACUAUGAAUUCUUGGUUAUGCCUUUUGGCUUAACAAAUGCCCCUACAAGAUUUAUGGAUUUGAUGAAUCGGGUAUUUAGCAAGUACCUAGAUAAGUUUGUGGUUGUCUUUAUUGAUGACAUUUUGAUUUACUCUUCUAGCCAUGCUCUUCAUGAAAAGCAAUUAAGGACAGUUCUCGAGACAUUGAGAAGUGAGAGGCUGUUUACUAAAUUUAAGAAGUGUGAAGUUUGGCUAGAUAAUGUUGCAUUCCUAGGUCACGUUGUGACUAAGGAUGGAAUCUCCAUUGACCCCCAAAAGAUUGAGGCCGUGGUGGAUUGCAAAAGGCCGAAUAGUGUUGCAGAAGUCCGUAGCUUUCUUGGAUUGGUUGGUUAUUACCACCGAUUUGUGGGGGAUUUCUCUAGAAUUGCUCUGCCAAUGACCCGUCUGAUCAGGAAGGACACCAAAUUUGAGUGGAUUCCAGAGUGUGAGAAAAGCUUUUUGACCCUUAAAGAGAAACUGGUCACUGCUCCUGGACUCGCACUUCCCAUCAAUGGGGAAGGAUUCACUAUAUAUAGUGAUGCUUCUAAAAAGGGUUUAGGAUGUGUCUUGAUGCAAAAAGAUAAGUCGAGAGUGGACAGUACUACAGCUUAUCUAGCUGCUCUCAGUGCACAACCGACAUUAAUUGAUAGAAUUAAAGUUGCCCAACAAAAAUAUCCCUUAUUGCAAAGGCUGUGUGUGCCAAGAGAUCAUGCUUUAAGGCAUGAGAUCAUGGGAGAUGCCCAUAAUAUUAGUUACACAGUUCACCCAGUUACCAAUCCAACAUCCGCAUGGCACCGUUUGAGGCUUUGUAUGGUCAAAGGUGUAGAUCACCUAUUUGCUGGGCAGAGGCAGAAAAGCUAUGCAGAUAGAAGGAGACAAGACCUUGAGUUUGAAGUCGGUGACCAUGUAUUUUUGAAUGUGUCACCCACUCGAGAUGUCCUCAGGUUUAGCAUCCAGGGAAAAUUGAGUCUGAGGUAUAUUGGAUCAUAUCUUAUCCUGCAAAGGGUUGGCGAGGUAGCUUACCAAUUGAAGUUGCUUGGAAAUUUAGCGAGUGUUCAUGAUGUGUUCCAUGUGUCUUUACUUCGGAAGUAUAUUCCCGACUUGAGCCACAUCAUUGAUCCCGAACCCAUUCAGCUUCGAGAAGGUCUCACUUAUGAUGAGCACCCGAUCCGUAUUUUAGAUUUUAAGGAGAGGCCGCGUGUUUCUGCUCUUCUUCUUCUCCUCUGCAACCGAACAAGAAGCCAAGCCAGACAACACCCACCUCUUGAGAAACGAUCUGCCUUGUUCUUUCCCCUCCGUCCGCUGCUUUGCUGUGUGGGUGUGAUUUUUUCAGGUUUCUGGUAAGGGAAACAGCCACUAAUUCCUCUUUUCUCCUUUGAUUUGGCUUGGGUUUACUAUAAUUUCUUUUGGUUUCUCCCAAUUUUCAAUAGAUCCCCAAAAUUUCUCAUACACUUCCCCUCGGUUUCCCCCAACCCGCCAGCUCCGAUUUGCUUGCUGAAUUUUCUGGUAUGUGACAGCUUCAUCUAAGUCCCAAAUUACCCAUUAGUUGCUGAAUUUAGUCUAGUUAAUUGCUGCCCUUGUGCUGUCCGAAUUUCUGCUAAAAUAGGGGAUAAAUUUCGAUAGCAAUUAGGACAAAAUUAAGCUUAAUUCAUGUAGAAUUUAUGUGAUUUGGUAUUAAUUAGCUGCUGUGAGGGAGUGAGAUCGAAGGCACGGUUAACCAGGGGAGUGACGAGCUAAAAGGCUAGUCAGUAUUUUGGACUUGGAUCCUUUUUGGGCUUGGGCUGUUAACCACACAUGCUUAGUUAUAGCCAUGAUUGUCUUAUAAACUUUUGUACAUCUA
This is a messenger RNA of Rubroshorea leprosula, 3611 nucleotides long. The record is from the annotation of a GenBank genome assembly. NCBI's taxonomy places the organism in Eukaryota, Viridiplantae, Streptophyta, Magnoliopsida, Malvales, Dipterocarpaceae.